AUGUAUCUACGCCAACCCCGUAAGCAUCACCCAGAGAUGGCAGAGAAGCUGCCAGACUGGCGCCUGAUCGAUCGCCACGUCUUCGAGUGGACGAGUGGAGCUUACGACGAUGACCCCAUCCUCCUCGCCCAGAACAGUCAGAACUUGGAUUGCGCCCUCGUCUUCACGGGCACCAACACCUUCGGUGAGUUAGGCUCUUCUGUGAAGCAACACCUUACCGGCUAUUGCGGCUUCGACAAGGUCCAUGCUGGCUACCGCGAUGAGAUUUGGCAGCUCUCCGACCAUUCAAUCUGGAAAAAGAUUACGGACAAGCUGGCCAAGUGCAAUCGCGUCAUUUGCGUGGGCCAUUCUUUGGGAGGGGCCAUGUGUGACGUGUUCUCCGGUUGCAUCAACAGCGGGCACACUUCCGACCCGGACUACCAGAAGCUCGUGUGGUAUCAAGGAACCCCAGAGCUGAUGCCAGAGAUCGGCAGCGCCGAGGAGGAAGCGGCAUUGGGCGCCGGUCCGGCGGGCGGCUUGGGAACGAUCCAUGCCCUGUACACCUACGGCACGCCUGCCGUGGCAGAUCCCCCUUUGCAGGCAAUGCGGCGCUCAAUGUGCUAA
Messenger RNA from Symbiodinium natans, 603 nucleotides. The record is from the annotation of a GenBank genome assembly. Lineage: Eukaryota; Dinophyceae; Suessiales; Symbiodiniaceae.